Grus americana (Whooping crane) is the source of this 357-nucleotide messenger RNA. RefSeq names its product cytochrome b-c1 complex subunit 7-like. Gene Ontology annotation, biological process: mitochondrial electron transport, ubiquinol to cytochrome c. NCBI's taxonomy places the organism in Eukaryota, Metazoa, Chordata, Aves, Gruiformes, Gruidae. The transcript has a single exon. The coding region runs from base 22 to 357 and encodes 111 amino acids. The record is from RefSeq and is a predicted model, not a curated record.
GCGUGCUGCUCCAAGGUCAAGAUGGCGGUGAGGGCACCCGUUGCAGGAGGUGGUCGCCUGUUAGACAAGAUUCGCAAAUGGUAUUAUAAUGCAGCUGGAUUCAAUAAAUUAGGAUUAAUGCGAGAUGAUACGUUGUAUGAAAAUGAUGAUGUAAAAGAAGCACUGAAGAGACUUCCAGAACAUCUUUACAAUGAAAGAAUAUUUUGCAUAAAGCGAGCGCUUGACUUAAGCCUGAAACAUCAGAUCCUUCCAAAAGACCAGUGGGUGAAGUAUGAAGAGGAUAAGCAUUAUCUUGAACCGUACCUGAAAGAAGUAAUCCGUGAAAGACUUGAAAGAGAAGCAUGGAACAAGAAAUAA